AUGGCUAAUAAUAAUAAGAAUGACAAAUUUACUAUUCCUUUAGAAAGAAGAGUAAAAUCAUUAGAUGUAAAAUAUUUCAAAAAUAAUCAAAAUAAUCAAAAUAAUUCAAAGAAAGUUUCUUGUAAUACAGAGGAAGUUGACAACAAACUCUUUAUAAUUAAAGAACUAAAUCAUCCACCAAAUGUCGAUAAUGAUGACGAAGUUUCUUCAAUUCCUUCAAUAACUUCAAUAAAUACCACAUCUACAUCCACGUCAUUAUCGUCGUCACCGUCUACAUCAACAAUAUUUGAAAUAUACGCACAACUUCCACGUCGUUUUAGUAAUGAAGUUGAAGUAUUAGGCAAAGUUGGUAGAUUUACUAUUGUGCGUGAACGUGAAGAUUACGAUACUACAAAAUUUGAUCAAUGUCAUUGUAUACAAAAACCUUGUCCUUACUCAUUGGAAGGUGGAAGACAUCCACCCCCUCCUCCGAAAUUAAAUUCAAAUGUCAUAAACAAUAAUAAAAAUUACAAUUACAAUAUUAAUAACAACGGUUAUAUCAACAACAAUAAUAAUAAUUACAAUAAUCUUAGUAAUUAUUUAUCGAAUCCGAUAUCAUCAUAUUACGAUAAUCAAAUCAAUAUAAUUAAUCCAUUUUUAAAUAAUUCAAAUUCCUCAAAUUCAACGGCAAUCUCUUCAAAUA
Entrophospora candida is the source of this 682-nucleotide messenger RNA. Lineage: Eukaryota; Fungi; Glomeromycota; Glomeromycetes; Entrophosporales; Entrophosporaceae. The record is from the annotation of a GenBank genome assembly.